Molecule: messenger RNA, 657 nt
Organism: Saccharomycodes ludwigii
Lineage: Eukaryota; Fungi; Ascomycota; Saccharomycetes; Saccharomycodales; Saccharomycodaceae
Product: DUF2406 domain-containing protein
Exons: 1
Coding region: 1-657 (218 amino acids)
Source: RefSeq, a predicted model, not a curated record
AUGGGGUUUUUAGGUAGACAUUCAAAGCAAAAAAGUACAAGUAGUAAGAAAAGUAACGGUGAAGGUGAAGGUCAAUUGCCAAAUGUUAAAAUUACUAGAGAUGAUGUCAACCAUCUAAAGGUCAGAACUGCUUCGGUCCAUGAUCCAAUUUUAUCAGCUGUUCAAGAAGAACAACCCUUCGAACAAGCUGCUGAAGCUGAAAGAGAUCCAAACAGAAAAUCUUUUUUUUCCAUGUCCCAAGAAGAAGGUGCUCAACUAACUGAUGUUUUCGGUCAACCUAUUUUAAACCCAGAUAUCUCUAACCCUACAAGAGCAAGAGAUGAAAGACCUCUAGAUACAAUUAAAAGUUUUGAAUAUUCUAUUAGCGGGGGUGAUCCAUAUUGGGCUCAAAAUUUAGAAACUGCACAAUAUGGAUUUAGAGUCAGACCAGACUUUCCAAGUUUCCAUAGCAUGAAUCCAUAUACUAUGAACACUGAUAUUGAUAAUGGUAACAACAUGGGUGAACUACCUCCUGCUCCUGUUAUGAUGGGUGAACAAGGUGUUUAUACUCCUGCUCCAUUCAAUCCUGUAACAGAGGGCAAAAAGAAAAAGAAAAGAGGCUUGUUUGGUAAGAAGAAAAAUAAGAAAGCCAAGGCUGUUGCUGUUAAUGAGGAUUAA